UUCUUUUAUUCUUCUAAUCUCAUCAUAUCCCUUCAAUGAAAAAUGGCACACAACACUAAACUAAACCCUAACCCUAAUCCUAACUCUAACCGUAUCGAAACCCUAGCCAUAACACUUACAGAAGAAGAAACGAAAGCUAAUAAAUCCGUAUCAAAAUUCAAAUCAAUCAAAAUAAAAGAUGUUGCAUGGUUAAUAUCAAUAGUAACUAUCAUUCUUUCUCUUCCAAUUUUAGCCUCAGCCGUAUCGUUACUUUACAUGCAAGAUUACGACUGUGAGAAGCUUUUAAGCUUACCCAAAGUUCAAACAGGGAUAGCCGUCGGCUUGUUAUUCGUAUUCUUGAUUAGUAAUGGUGCCGUUUAUGCGAGCCGUAAAAUUCCGGUACCGGGAUUUUUUAUAGCUAUGGUGUCUUUGCUUUUUAUAUUUACUAUGGGGCUUGCACUCGUGGGAUCUGAUAAAAUGGAGAGUAAAAGAGUAAUGGCUACACCAAGGUGGUUUAAAGAUAAAGUUGGUGAUGAAUAUUAUUGGACAAAUAUUAAAUCUUGUAUCUAUAGCAAAGGUUUUUGUGAUGAUCUGGCUUAUAGAUCAGUAAAUGUUAAAGCAUAUCAGUUCAGUUUAAAGAAAUUAUCAUCUAUUGAGGAUGGAUGCUGCAAGCCCCCAGAUUCAUGCAGAAUGGAGUAUACAAAUGCAACAUAUUGGACAAAAGGUGACAAUAGGAUAUUUGAAGAAAGAUCUCAUAAUAAAAUAUAUAAUGGAGACUGUGAAAUAUGGAAUAACAGCAGAAACAUGUUAUGCUAUGAAUGUGAGUCUUGCAGACAAGGUUUUGUUCACAUUCUUGAAACCAAAUGGAAGAAAUUAGGAGUUUUCCUCAUUGUUAUGCCAUUAUUUCUCAUCAUUGCUCAUAUUUUAUUGUUCAUUGUUGUCAUGUGGAAGCGCUAUUUAACACAAAGUUGAUGAUCAAGAUUUUUGUACUUCUGUUAAAUCAUUUGUAUUUCUUGUUUUUUGAUAAUUUGUUUUUUUUUAUAUGUAAUAAAGAAUAUAAGGUAUUUUUCCCAUUAUUCUUUGAGAUUAUCCUUUUCA
This is a messenger RNA of Mercurialis annua (annual mercury), 1077 nucleotides long. Its product is annotated as tetraspanin-15-like. Gene Ontology annotation, cellular component: plasma membrane; plasmodesma. Lineage: Eukaryota; Viridiplantae; Streptophyta; Magnoliopsida; Malpighiales; Euphorbiaceae. The record is from RefSeq and is a predicted model, not a curated record. The transcript is spliced from 2 exons. Gene Ontology annotation, biological process: auxin-activated signaling pathway. Bases 43 to 951 code for a protein of 302 amino acids.